GUUUGAUCUCAGCGCAGAUGAUCGCAGAGCACAGCAUUUUGAAAAUGUCUUCAGGACCGUUUGGGUCUGGGUCAUUUUAAUUUUCUGCGCGCAGAUUCGACUCGGUGAGUCCGAGGAGGCAGUCCCGACAUACGGAGGAAGGGAGGAGGCAGCCGGAGAGAGGAAGGAAACGAGGAUAACGUCACGAAGACUCGCAGUAGAAAAAAACAAAAACGGGCUGAACCGUGUUUAAUGGACGGUCUUUGACGCGAGCCGGAGGAAUCGAGGCCCAAACCGUUCCGUUUUCUCCUCCUCCUCCACCUCCUCCUCCACAGCACACGGAGCAGGAUGUUUGUGCUGAGGAGCUGAAGAAGAGGAGCAGACCUCCACAUUUCAUCUUCCUCCCGGAGCUCCAGCAGCAGCAGAGAAAUGGAAAUGUGUGGAGCCUUCCUCCUCCUCCUCCUCCUCCGUUCGCCUGUUUUCUGAAACCCGGAUCGUGACACACGGAACUUUUUUCUCCGGAUCGGCCCUGAACUGCACCCGGGCUCCCUUCUUUAAUGCGUAAAGACGGGUUGAAAACGUGCACGGCGUUUUGGGGACGUGUCUGCGGGUCUGUGUGAGACGGAAGCGUCGGGAGAAUUAACAGGUGAUCAAUUGCUCAGACGAAUUUCAAAAUGAGUGAGCUGGAGCAGCUUCGCCAGGAGGCCGAGCAGCUCAGGAACCAGAUAAAAGAUGCCAGAAAAGCAUGCGGAGACUCAACACUGACGCAGAUUGCUGCUGGUUUGGAUCCCGUGGGGCGGAUUCAGAUGCGGACAAGACGCACCCUCCGAGGCCACCUCGCCAAGAUCUAUGCCAUGCACUGGGGCUCAGACUCCAGGCUUCUGGUUAGCGCCUCUCAAGAUGGGAAACUGAUCAUCUGGGACAGCCACACCACUAACAAGAUACACGCCAUUCCUCUGCGCUCCUCCUGGGUGAUGACCUGUGCGUACGCCCCCUCGGGGAACUACGUGGCCUGUGGAGGCUUGGACAACAUCUGCUCCAUCUACUGCUUGAAGACACGUGAAGGCAACGUCAGGGUCAGCAGGGAACUACCUGGACACACAGGUUACCUGUCAUGUUGCCGCUUCAUUGAUGACAAUCAAAUCAUCACAAGUUCAGGAGACACCACCUGUGCAUUGUGGGACAUCGAGACGAGUCAGCAGACCACAGUGUUCUCGGGCCACACCGGCGAUGUCAUGAGUCUGUCGCUGUCGCCCGACUUCCACACCUUCGUGUCGGGAGCCUGCGACGCUUCGGCCAAGCUGUGGGACAUUAGGGACAGCAUGUGCCGGCAGACCUUCACGGGACACGAGUCGGACAUCAACGCCAGCUGUUUCUUUCCCAACGGCAGCGCCUUUGCCACCGGCUCGGACGACGCCACCUGCCGGCUGUUCGACCUGCGCGCGGACCAGGAGCUGAACGUCUACUGCCACGACAACAUCAUCUGUGGCAUCACCUCCGUGGCUUUCUCGCGCUCGGGCCGCCUGCUGCUGGCUGGCUACGACGACUUCAACUGCAACAUCUGGGACGCCAUGAAGGGCGACAGAGCAGGAGUCCUGGCCGGCCAUGACAAUCGUGUGAGCUGUCUGGGUGUGACGGACGACGGCAUGGCGGCGUGCACCGGCUCCUGGGACAGCUUCCUCAAGAUCUGGAACUGAGCCCCACAGAACCGGGGGGGACACGCAGGCGGGCCUGGCACCGCGCCACACUCUGAGGACCCAGUUUGUCCCCCUGUAUUCACACUGUAUUUACGAUUUAACAGACAAAACUUCAAACAUUUAACUGUACAUACGAUAAAUGACUUGCAUCUGAGUUUACACACACGCACACACACACACACACACUCACACACACACACACUGCUUGGACAUGAAACUAAACUUUAAAUGUGCUCACACUACCCACUGCGGACACACACACACAUGCACGAUCUGUAAAAUAUCAAUUGUGACCAAAUACAGUUGAGUAUACAGCUUCUUUAAUUACAACAAAAACACGACCACUGUUACCUGAAGCCUUUUCACACACCUGACGUCCACAGAGACAUACGUCCUCCUGUCCUUCACUUAAACAGGAGUUUAAUCAGACAACUCCGUCUUUGUUUACAGUAAACUUCACGAAACGCACUUGGAAUUUUUUUUUUUUUAAAUCUCAGCACGGUAAGAAAUGACAUUAACACUUCACUGACAUGUGAGUCACAUCGCCCACUCACUCGUUUCAACAAAAACCUACAAGUUUUAUUUUUUGCCAAUUGUUUUUUUCUUUUUAACAGUUUUGUUCAUGUUUUCCCCGUGUGCCUCAGAUACACUGAUGAUUAGAGACAAAUGUAGUUAAUAGAAAUCAUGAGACGUCAGAGAGGCUAAAUGACACCUUAAUAAAUAAACAAACCACAUUUAAAAGGGCCAGAGUCAGUAUUCGUACUUUGACAUUGUCACAGUAUUAUCUGGAUUUUACUAUGGAUUAAUUGUACAUAAUAAAUAUUAGCCUCUACUGCCAGAUUUUGUGUGGUUUUUUUUAAAAACAUUUUUAAAAUACUGUGCUGAAUGUCUUUCUGUUCAUACAGUAAAAGGGGUUUAUGUUUUAGGACGUAGGAGUUACAGCCGU
This is a messenger RNA of Nematolebias whitei (Rio pearlfish), 2622 nucleotides long. It is a transcript of the gene gnb2, whose product is annotated as guanine nucleotide binding protein (G protein), beta polypeptide 2. NCBI's taxonomy places the organism in Eukaryota, Metazoa, Chordata, Actinopteri, Cyprinodontiformes, Rivulidae. Gene Ontology annotation, cellular component: heterotrimeric G-protein complex; cytoplasm. Gene Ontology annotation, biological process: G protein-coupled receptor signaling pathway. The coding region runs from base 654 to 1676 and encodes 340 amino acids. The transcript has 10 exons. The record is from RefSeq and is a predicted model, not a curated record. Gene Ontology annotation, molecular function: protein binding; signaling receptor complex adaptor activity.